Messenger RNA from Knipowitschia caucasica, 495 nucleotides. Lineage: Eukaryota; Metazoa; Chordata; Actinopteri; Gobiiformes; Gobiidae. The record is from the annotation of a GenBank genome assembly.
AUGUUUGGGAGAUUUAUAUUCACCUGGAGUGCUGUGUUUUGGUGGACUUCCUCAGCUGCAGCAGUGGAUGUACAGGCGCCCACAGACCUGGCACCCACAGACCUGGCAACCACAGAUGUGCUGGCACCCACAGACCUGGCAGCCAAGUGGAUCGAUACCCUGACGGUGGAAGUGUCUUGGAUCAGACCCAGAAAUGUGCAACAAGACUGUAUCCGGUUCGCGUUGGCGCAGGACGGAACCGAGAUCGCUCGGACCAGCUCCACUUUCUUCCGACAGAAUCUUCUGACGGAGAGUUCCUCUGAGUGGAUCUUCAGCGUUCGCACCGUUUCCAGUUGUCACCAGAGCUGGGAGAGCUCCACGGCCCGGAUCACUGUAAAACCCCCCAAACCCAGAGGUGAAGUGUCCGACUUCAGGUGUUAUUUGUCCAACUCUGACAUGAACUGCUCCUGGAUCCCAAACCUGGAUUUUAACCAUUUCUCUCUGUUGUACCGGUGA